UAUCAAACGCAAAAGCUUGCAGAGAACGAGAGUAGCGGCGCAUGGAUAGGACAUGCUCUCUUACCUUGCGUUACCAAGGUGUUAUCUUUUGAUACGUCCAUGCGCCGGCCUUGUCACUUUCUCAUCCCGACGGGUGGCGGCGAAGGCGUCGCUUUCGCCUUCCCUAAACGCGCUUAGACUUAGCGAGCUCAGGCUUGGCCCAACGCCUUCGCUCCGCCCAGCCGCGCCAUCGCAUGUAACGAUUCUCUCCUCCUUCCACUCAGCUCCUAUAAGAAACUUGACGAUGGAGAGCACGCCUUCCACAGUGACCAGCAACCACACUCGUUUCUUUCGGUGUAUCAACUUUCUUCUAGCUCGACAUGGGCAGACUUCCACCCGUAUGGUCUUGCUUCACCCCAAGCCAGAAGCAUAACAUCAUCCUCUAUGUCUGGGGCAUUAUGAUGUACAAGUUCGGUCUCGAAUACUUCAACGGCGCCUUCAUGACCAUGGCGAACGAGCGCUUCGAACAAGCAGAUCGGUACCAGAAAAUGGCUAUCCUCACUGGCGUCAACUACGCAGCCCAAGGACUGGGCAGCAUUAUCAUCGCACCUCUUGUCAAGCGCUACCCGACACGUACCGUCUUAAGCGUUGGCGUGAUGGUUUUUGGAUUCGUCAGCGCGGCUAUCCUCGUUGUCGACGCGGUUACGGGAGGUGCGAUCAAGUUCAACACACCCAACAAUCAGACGAAGUAUGGCCGGUGGAAUCCCAACCUCCUCUUCCCCAUCUUCACAGCGGCGGGCGUCAGCUACGGAAUGAUCGAACUCAUCCGAAAAAUCAUCCCCAGGGACAUUGUUGGGGGAGACGUGGACCUACUCAAGAGGAUGGACGCCAUGGUCCAUGUUCUUUACGAGGUCGCUGGAACAUUUGCUGCGUUGACAUCGUCUGGCCUCAUCGACAAGCUCGGCUACAACUACUCUUCCAUUCUCUCACCUAUACUUUUCAGCGCCGCAGCCACCAUCUGGUUCUUUAUUGAUCCCGAGCGUAUCGCUAUCGAUGAGGAAGAGUGCCCGUCGACAUCCUCGACAGACGAAUUUAAGAAAGAUUCAAACUUGAUUGACAACGCUCGCAAGCACGCCUCUACUUCCACUGCAGAGCACCCACACUACCACACUUCGAUACUUGAAAGCUGGUUCGAGGCCUUAAGAAGCUUCGCGAAAGCUUGCUACUACGGCGCCUGGCUUUGCUGCACGCACCGAAAGUUCGUCUGGCUCGUGCCUAGCUAUGCACUCGGGCUGUACGCGCAUCGCUACCUCGAAAACGGCCUCAUUCCCAUGUUCAGCAAGCUGGUUCUUGGCGAGUCAUCCUACGCUCAGAUCAUUGUCGGCGGAUCCAACGCUGGCGAGCUUCUUGGCGCAUUGAGUGUUAUGCUUGCCUUGCACAUAUUCCCCACGCCUAUCCCUUGGCUGCGGCUGGACGCUCUCCUGCUCAAUCUCGUCUGGGUCCUGCCGAUCUUCCCGGUUGUUCGUAAACAAGUUUCCUCGGCGUGGAAAUUGGCGCCUUGCAUGAUACCUAUAUCUUACGGUUGGGCUGGUGGGGACUGUUCCCUCUCUGCCCACAUUCAGGCCAUCCUUGCACGCAUCGAAGCAAAGGACGAGGAUGUGAGCUCGCUCGGUGCCGUCAUGGCUUUCCUCUACAUCGUGUACCUCGUCGCGUACAGCAUCAUUUCUACACUCAUGGGUCGUUACGUCGAUGCGAGGCUCAACGCCCUCGGCCCCUCUGCGUCACCACAAGCCGAGUCAGCGGAGGCGCGAUCUGCGCUGAAGCUGGUAGCAGGUUUGCAAUUUACGCUCAUCAGCGUAGUGAUCUUGGCCUCGACAUUCAUUCCGAAGGGCUCAAAGAGCUGGAACCCAAUGAAGCUCGAUGGCCAGAGCUUUGGCAAGGGUCAUGAGCACGACGAUGAUGAAAAACCAACCACAGAGAAGGACAGCGAUAAGGGUCAACUUCAGCUGGCCGUACCAAUCUAAUCUUUGAUCCUUCACAGCUUUCUUAUCGUGUCCUGAGCCUGG
This is a messenger RNA of Acaromyces ingoldii, 2045 nucleotides long. RefSeq lists its product as hypothetical. The transcript is spliced from 3 exons. The record is from RefSeq and is a predicted model, not a curated record. NCBI's taxonomy places the organism in Eukaryota, Fungi, Basidiomycota, Exobasidiomycetes, Exobasidiales, Cryptobasidiaceae. Bases 360 to 2003 code for a protein of 547 amino acids.